Molecule: messenger RNA, 4157 nt
Organism: Ipomoea nil (Japanese morning glory)
Lineage: Eukaryota; Viridiplantae; Streptophyta; Magnoliopsida; Solanales; Convolvulaceae
Product: myosin-11-like
Exons: 6
Coding region: 241-3951 (1236 amino acids)
Source: RefSeq, a predicted model, not a curated record
ACCAACAAUACUUACAGACUUAGGAAUCUCUCUCCAUUUUCUCUCUCUAUCUCCCUCUUGUUUGAUUCAAUUGCCAUUUUUUUUUUCUUUUUCUUUUUGUGUAAGACCUGAAAGCAGAGACUCCAUAAAGCGAAGCACAGCCAAAAGGAAAUCUAAUCGGAUCGAUAUCAUCGUUGUUGCGGCUACUUUGAUCAGAUUGCUGGAAAGGUUCAUUAGUCAGAAGGCAACAUUCAUUUUGUAAUGGAAGCAGAGAUUCAAUUAGAUCCUGAUAUACCAAUUUCAAAGGUUGCAGAGGACAAAGACAGCAAAGCUGACCCGAUUAAGGUGACAGAGAAGGUAGGAAAGAAAGAAGAAGAAGAAGAAACUGGUUUUGACGGUGAAUUCAUAAAAGUAGAGAAAGAAACUCUUGAAUCAAAGGAUGUCGCACAUACUGCUACCGAAAAUACAGCUUCUCAAAAUGUCGUGAGCCUUUCAUCUGCAAGCAGGGAGUUUCUGGAAUCCCAAGAAAAGGUUAGAGAGCUUGAGGUGGAAAUGGAAAGAGUCAUGGGAUCAUUAAAGGAUUCUGAAUCUCGAAAUGAUCAGUUGAAUGAUGAACUCUCACUCACAAAAGAGAAGCUAGGGGAGAUUGGAAAAAAGUAUGAAGAUCUUGAAAUUAGUCAUAAGAAGUUGCAACAACAGAUUGCAGAGGAAGAAGGGAGAUAUAGUGCCCAGCUCAGUGCCUUGCAGGAUGCUAUACAUGCUGGAGAAGUAAAGCACAAGGAACUUGAAAGUGUCAAGGAAGCAUUUGAAAGACUUAGCCUCGAGUUUGACAGCUCAAAAAAGAAGAGAGAAGAGCUUGAGCAGGAGCUGCAAACUUCAGUUGGUGAGUCCCGAAAGUUUGAGGAAUUGCACUUGCAAAGUGGUUCACUUGCAGAGUCAGAGACAAAGAGGGCCUCGGAAUUCGAGAGGUUGCUUGAGCAGUCAAAAUUAAGUGCAAAAGAAAUGGAAGACCAGAUGGCUUCUUUGCAGGCAGAGCUUAAAGUCCUUUCUGAGAAGACUGCUGAAGGGGAGAGGGCUGAGGAGGCACUCAAGUUGAAGCUGGAGGAGGAAGUUAACACAAAGGAGCAAGUAGAAGCUAAAUUAAGAAGUCAAGAAGAACAAUUUGCAAAGAUGGUUGAUGAACUUGGCAAAUUAUCUAAAGAAAAAGAAGCACUUGAAGAUGCUAUCUCUGAUCUGACCAAAAAUGCAGCAGAGAUGAAACAAUUGUGCAGUGACCUUGAAGCUAAACUUCGGAAUUCAGAUGAGAACUUUUGCAAAGCUGAUACUCUUCUUUCUCAAGCUUUGGCAAAUAGCGCAGAGCUUGAGCAGAAGCUAAAAACACUGGAAGAGCUUCAGUAUGAGUCUGGACAUGCCGCAACUACUGCAAACCAGAAAAGCGUUGAGCUUGAGGACUUGCUGCAAGCUUCCUAUGCUGCAGCAGAACAUGCCAAAACACAAUUGGUAGAGUCUGAAUCACGCUUUAUUGCAGCAGAACAAAGAAACUUGGAGUUAGAGCAGAAGUUAAAUCUGGUUGAACUUAAAAGCAGUGAUGCUGAGAGAGAAGUGAGGGAAAUGUCAGAGAAAAUCUCUGAACUGCAUGUCACACUAGAAAAGGUGAUGGAAGAAAAGAACCAUUUGAAUGCUGAAGUUCAAGAAUUCCAGGACAAGAUUUCUAAAGCUGAAUCCGACUCAAAACAAGUUGCGGCAUGCAAUUCAGAGCUUGAACAGAAGUUGAAGGGUGCUUUGGAGAAAUGUGCUGAGUACGAAGAUAGGGUCAAUAUAACAGACCAGCGCAGCCGUGAACUAGAGGAUCUGAUGCAGAUUUCUCAUUCCAAAGCAGAGGAAGCCAGUAAGAAGGUGAGUGAGUUGGAGCUAUUGCUUGAAACAGAGAAGUAUAGGAUCCAGGAGCUUGAAGAACAAAUAAGUGCAUUAGAAAAGAAAUGUGAAGAUGCAGAAGCGGAAUCUAACCAGUACUGUAACAAAGUAUCUGAACUAGAAGAAGAACUUAAGGCAUUCCAAAGCAAAACAUUGAGCUUUGAAACUGCAUUGCAAUCAGCCACAGAGAAGGAAAAGGAAUUGAGUGAAUACUUGAAUGUGACAACAGAAGAUAAGAGAACCUUGGAAGAUGCAUAUAGAAACUCAACGGAAAGGCUUGCGGAAUCAGAGAAUUUGCUUGAAGUCUUGCGCAAUGAAUUAAAGAUUACUCAACAGCGGCUAGAGAGCAUUGAAUGUGAUCUAAUGGCAGCUGGGUUGAGAGAAGGUGAGGUCAUGGAAAAGCUCAAGUCUGCUGAGGAGCAGCUAGAGAAACAAGGAAAAGUACUGGAGCAAGCUACAGCAAGAAGUCUAGAACUUGAAUCGAUGCAUGAGACUGUGGCUAGAGAUUCUGAGCUGAAACUCAAAGAGGCAGCUGCUAAAUUUAGUAGCAGAGACUCAGAGGUGCAAUCACUGUAUGAGAAGAUAAAAUCUCUUGAAGAUCAGGCGAGGACUUAUGAAGAGCAGAUAACUGAAGCUACUGAAAGAUCGGAAGCUGUUAAACACGAGCUGGAACAGGUUUUACUGAAACUUUCUUUGUCUGAGAACACUGCUGAAGACUUCAAAAACAAAAUCUCAGAAACAGAGGAUAGAGCUGCAGAGGUUAUGUCAGAAAACGAGCUGUUAACUGAGACGAAUAUUCAACUGAAGAAACGAAUUAAUGAUCUUGAAGAACUGCUGAAUUCAGCAAGCACAGAUAAGGAAGCUACUAUCCAACAACUUGCUUCUCAUAUCAACACUAUCACGGAAUUAGCAGAUAAGCAUGCAAGAGCCUCUGAAAUGCAGUUGGCAGCCGAAUCCCGCAUUUCAGAAACAGAAACAAAGUUGGAAGAAGCUUUCCAAAAUGUUUCUAAAAAAGACCUUGAAGCUAAACACUUAAUGGAGAAGCUAAACUCUCUUCGGGAUCAGGUGAAAGCAUAUGAAGAACAAGCUCAUGAUACAUCUUCACUAGCUGAAAGUCUCAAAGUGCGUCUGGAGCAGACUCUUACAACUUUGAGAGAUCAAGAAGGAACCAUGGAAGAACUGAAAAGCAAAUCUGUUGAUCUUGAAGAAGAGAGAGCCCGCCUACUCGAGGUGAAUUCAGAGCUUACUGAAAAACUAGCCUCACACGAACCAAAGGUAAUUGAUUUAGAAACCAAACUGGCAGCUGCUUUCGUUGAGAGGAAUGAAGCAGUUGAUGAGCUUCAAGCUUCAAAGACAGUGGUAGCAAAUUUGACACAGGACAUCAAUUCUGAAAGGCAGAAGCUGCAACUCCAGCUAUCAUCUGCUCUGGAAGAAAACAAACAGCUCCGAGAAAUGUAUGAAUCUUCUGAGAAGAAACUUCAAGGUGUUAUAGCGCACCUUGAGGAACAGCUGAAUGAGCAUGCAUCGAGCAAAGAUUCUCUGAAAUCUCAAGUAGAAGUCCUUACUGCCGAUAUCUCUCAGAAGUCUGAGCUGCAGAAUCUUGUGAAGGAGCUUGAAGAGCAAUUAGCAAGUGCAAAAGCUCAAUUUAAACAACAGAAAGAGUUAGACACUGAAAAGGAGAUGGAGCGAGAAUCUUCUUUAAAGGAGCUGCAAGCUAAGAAGAAUGAAGUCUCACUUCUAGAAAACAAAGUUAAAGAACUUGAACAGAAAUUGCAGUUGGGUGAUGCUGCUCGCUUAAAAGAAAAGGAUGUUGGGGGGAGCAGUACUGAUCCUAAGCAAGAUGUGGAGGUGAAGUCUAGGGAUAUUGGAUCAAUGGUCUCCACUCCAUCAAAGCGUAAGAGUAAGAAAAAAUCUGAAGCAUCUGCAACUCAAGCUGCAUCAACUGAUACUCAAGUUCGAUCCACAAAUGAGGCUGCUUCGCCCUUCACAGCCCAGUUCAUUCUUGGUGUGGCUUUGGUUUCAAUAAUCAUUGGUAUAAUUCUUGGAAAAAGAUAUUAGAAGUUCUCCAUUCUACAUUGAGGUAUUCCUUCAUCUUCUUGUCUUCCCCUUUUCCUCCAUCUUCUAGUUUUGCUGGUUGUGGUUGGCUUUGAAGUAUAUAUAUAGCAGUAAGUUGAUUGAUUCUGGUUUUGGUUUUGAAUGAAUAUUUCUCUAAUUCAGAAUUUGCUUCGAGUUAAUAUUAAUUUUUAAUUUAUUGUUUUGAAAUA